AUGGUCCAGAUCAGCGAGGUCAAGGGCAACAAGCGCGACAACCGGACGGCCGCCCACACGCACAUCAAAGGCCUCGGCCUGAAGCCCAAUGGACACGCAGAAACGCAAGCUGGUGGCUUUGUCGGCCAGGCGCCCGCUCGAGAAUCAUGCGGCGUCGUCGUCGACCUCAUUCGGGCGCACAAGAUGGCUGGCCGAGGCGUCUUGCUGGCCGGUGGACCGGGAACCGGCAAGACUGCUCUCGCCCUCGCCAUCAGCCAGGAGCUGGGCACCAAGAUACCUUUUUGCCCUAUCGUCGGCAGCGAGAUCUACUCGACAGAGGUCAAGAAGACAGAGAUGCUGAUGGAGAACUUCCGGAGGGCCAUUGGCCUCAAGGUCCGGGAGACCAAGGAGGUGUACGAGGGCGAGGUGACGGAGCUGACGCCAGAGGAGGCCGAGAACCCGCUGGGCGGCUACGGCAAGACCAUCAGCACGCUCCUCAUCGGGCUGAAGAGCGCCAAGGGCCAGAAGAAGCUCCGGCUGGACCCCAGCAUCUACGAGGCGAUCCAGAAGGAGCGCGUGACGGUCGGCGACGUCAUCUACAUCGAGGCCAACACGGGCGCGUGCAAGCGAGUCGGCCGCUCAGACGCCUACGCCACCGAGUUUGACCUCGAGGCCGAGGAAUACGUGCCCAUCCCCAAGGGCGAGGUGCACAAGAAGAAGGAGAUUGUGCAGGACGUGACGCUGCACGACCUGGACGUUGCCAACGCGAGGCCCGAGGGCGGCCAGGACAUCAUGAGCAUGAUGGGCCAGCUCAUGAAGCCCAAGAUGACGGAGAUUACCGAGAAGCUGCGGACCGAGAUCAACAAGGUGGUGAGCAAAUACAUCGACCAAGGCGUGGCCGAGCUGGUGCCGGGAGUCUUGUUCAUCGACGAGGCGCACAUGCUCGACGUGGAGUGCUUCACGUACCUCAACCGAGCGCUGGAAUCACCGAUAGCCCCAAUAGUGGUGCUGGCGUCGAACCGCGGAAUGUGUACAAUAAGAGGCACCGACGACAUUGUCGCAGCGCACGGCAUUCCUACCGACUUCCUGGCCCGGCUGCUCAUCGUGCCGACGGCGCCCUACCAGGCCGAGGAGAUCAAGAAGAUUGUGCGAGUGCGGGCGUCGACUGAGGGCGUUGCCAUCAACGAUGCGGCCAUUGACAAGAUUUCCGACCACGGAGUCCGCAUCAGCCUGCGGUAUUGCCUGCAGUUGCUGACGCCAGCGAGUAUCCUUGCGAAGGCCAACGGCCGCUCCCAGAUUGAUGUCGAGGACGUGGCUGAGUGCGAGGACCUGUUCCUCGACGCCCGUCGGAGCGCGUCGCUGCUCAGCGGGGAGGCUGGGAAGGGCUACAUUGCGUAG
Messenger RNA from Hirsutella rhossiliensis, 1377 nucleotides. Its product is annotated as ATPase family associated with various cellular activities (AAA) domain-containing protein. Bases 1 to 1377 code for a protein of 458 amino acids. Gene Ontology annotation, molecular function: DNA helicase activity; ATP binding; ATP hydrolysis activity. The transcript is spliced from 4 exons. Gene Ontology annotation, biological process: regulation of transcription by RNA polymerase II; box C/D snoRNP assembly; chromatin remodeling. Gene Ontology annotation, cellular component: NuA4 histone acetyltransferase complex; Swr1 complex; Ino80 complex. The record is from RefSeq and is a predicted model, not a curated record. NCBI's taxonomy places the organism in Eukaryota, Fungi, Ascomycota, Sordariomycetes, Hypocreales, Ophiocordycipitaceae.